AUGGCUCCCGGAGUGAAUGAGAGUGGGUUUGGUGAGGUGGGCGCGUUUGGCAAACACCUGAGCUUUUCAUCAGAAGCCGGGAAGAAGCAGUAUUGCCUUUCCAUGGAUCUAGAGCUCUGGAGUCUUACAUUAUUUUCAGAACAAGGGACCCCCAUGUCCACACCUGUGCUUCUGAGAACAGGCACCUAUUUUCUCCUCAUUAGGAAGAAACAGCUGCCAACUCACAAAUCGAGAGCCGGACAGAGGCCUCUUCCUGUGUGUGUGGAAAAACCACAGGCUCUGCAGUCGGAGAAGAUAGUGGAGGCCAGGGAGGGAGGAGGCCGGCGAGAGAAACGAGGUGACGGGAGAAGCACGCAGGCAAGUCAGAACCGCGACAGGGAGCUGAGCGACGGUGGAGGUGCUGCUGCAGGAGAAGGGAUGGAAGGGUCUGGCCCGGGUGAGGAGGGCCCUGUCUGUAUCAGAGACAGGAUGGCCUGA
Rangifer tarandus platyrhynchus (Svalbard reindeer) is the source of this 477-nucleotide messenger RNA. The record is from the annotation of a GenBank genome assembly. NCBI's taxonomy places the organism in Eukaryota, Metazoa, Chordata, Mammalia, Artiodactyla, Cervidae.